UUGAGCAAAAGUGAAACUAAGUGAUAGCAGCGCUGCAACCGCAGUGAGGAUGGUCGCAUUACUUCAGGGUGAUAUCGGCGAUCAUGUUAUAAUUUUCCACAGAGCUGUCAGAUGGAGCUAGGUUCACUAUCAUUCUCUGUCUGCGUCAUCAUGAUCUGUCUGCCCGGAGCUGGGCAUUGCUCCAACGGCGACAUCAAGUGUCCAUGCCCAGAAAUUCCUACACGCCCUUUGACUCAACGUCCAGAAUCGGAGUGCAGACAAAUUAACAGCCCUUUCCGCUACAAAUGUAUUGACGGUUACGUGAGGAAGGCAGGAUCCUCAAAUCUCAUCCGAUGCGAACAAGGAAGUGCUGGUCCAACAUGGAGCAAGUACAAACUUGAAUGUAUACGUGACCCAACGAUAACCACGACAAAACCACCAAAGACUACAGCAACAAGAUGGUCUGAUCUUGCAGAGACUGCAUACACUGAUACUCCCCAUGACUCCAUCAUCACUAUCACAGUCACACCUUCCACCAGCCAACAGACAACCCAGAGUGCAAGCAUCUCUACUUCAAUGACUUCAAAAACAGGAAGCACUGAGCCAACCUCAUCUGGACCUGUUCAGUGGAGCCUGUCAGAUGACACACAAGAUGAAAAGCCUCAAGUCACACAUGAGUCGGUGACGGUGACCAGUGCAACGGCCCGGACAGUGUCAACCUCCACAUUAUCACUGAGCACUGUUAAGAGCAACAUCACGUUAAGUUAUGAGUACAGCAUUGGAAACCGCACAAGAGCAGCUGUGAUCUCCUGUGUAUCACUGUUCAUCAUCUUUGCUAUGAUUGGCAUAUUAUAUUAUCGACGGAGGUCAGUAAACAACAUGCCACCGCAGAUAACAGAAGAAGAGAUACCCAUGAAUCCUGAACUGGCGGCGGUGUGUGAUGUCAAACAGGGACAAAGCCUCCCUGGAGCUCAAGAGAUCUCCAUCUUGUGAAGUAUGGGUUAUCACCCUCCAUACAGGGGUGGAGAAUGUGUAAUUAACUCCUCCUGACAGCCCGUUUGAUUCUUGCUUCUUCUUCUAGAUUCUACCUGAUGGGAAUGUACCUGUUUGCACAUUCCCAAGAAGAUGACUCACAUUGGUUUCACUGAACAUACCAACCUUUCUCUGCACAGAUCUCAAGACACCUGUUGUAACCAAAUAUUUAAAACCUGUUCAUUUUAAGACUGUGACCUCUCCCCAUGGUGAACUGAGCAGGCACAGAUACAAGCAAAUUACCCAGUUUGUCUGACGCAAACUUGAAAAUUAAUCAAAGCUUCUUUAAGUCAUUAUUCACCAUGGCCUACCUAAUGAGCUAAAAGCUAGCUAGGCUAAUUAGCAAACAUGACUUACUCUGGCUAGUCUGUAUUGCUUCAGUAUAUAGUAGAGUGCUAUCCUUCAUAUUAUUAUCUCUUUUGACUGAGCUUUACAUUAUUGAAUCUGAGCCCUAAUUUGUUUGCUUUGCUACUGAGUCUUAGCUCAAGUAAUGUGUAUAAAUGCAAAUACAAGCCAGAUGUAACAAGUUAUGGGAUAUGCAGCUCUGAAAUGCUGCCAUUUUAUUAUAAUGGAAAUUACAUUUGAAGGAGUCAACAAGCAAGGUGUCUUUAAAGCAGCAUCUUGGAUAACCAGGGUAGUCCACAUUUGUCACCAUGAAUAGUUUUCAUGCGGACUAUUCUUAAGAAAGUGUGAAAGUCGUUACGUGCAUUUGUCAGACACUUCUGUCUGAAGUGACUUUUUGACUGACACAUCAUGAGCUAUUUGGGGUCACUGUGAGUUCAGUGUCUUGCGCAAGGAUAAGCUGAGGAAUCAAGCCACCAAUCCUCUGAGUAAUGGACAACUGGCCCAACCCGUGAGCUUCUUGAAUCUAACAAGCACGCAAACAAACAGCGGUUAGUUCAUAUUGACUGAUGGAAACACAUGCAUAACUCAGAAAGUGGCUGUGAAGAGCCUAAUGACCGCAGAAGGAAGAUAAUAUCUACACCCCUCUCCACACUGCCUGCACUUCCUCAGAUAAAAUCUAAAUUGGUCACUUUCUGCUGAGACCUUCUAAAGAUACUGAAACUUCCUCUUAAUGAACUACUUUCUCCAAUGUAUACUUGUAGCAAUUCUUUCUUUUGAAGCAAAAAUUUCGCUGUAUAGAGUAUAUCUCAUGACACCUGUAAACCUUUUUAUAUAUGAGGUGUUUUUAAUCACUGUAUGACUAUUAUUGAAAUAUGUACGAGCACAUUUGAUAUUUAUAGACAGCUGAAUGUUUCAAGGUAUUAUUAAAAUU
Thunnus maccoyii (southern bluefin tuna) is the source of this 2287-nucleotide messenger RNA. It is a transcript of the gene il15ra, whose product is annotated as interleukin 15 receptor subunit alpha. The transcript is spliced from 8 exons. Bases 112 to 972 code for a protein of 286 amino acids. Gene Ontology annotation, biological process: interleukin-15-mediated signaling pathway. The record is from RefSeq and is a predicted model, not a curated record. Gene Ontology annotation, cellular component: plasma membrane. Gene Ontology annotation, molecular function: interleukin-15 receptor activity. Lineage: Eukaryota; Metazoa; Chordata; Actinopteri; Scombriformes; Scombridae.